Schizophyllum commune H4-8 is the source of this 2315-nucleotide messenger RNA. RefSeq lists its product as uncharacterized. The record is from RefSeq and is a predicted model, not a curated record. Lineage: Eukaryota; Fungi; Basidiomycota; Agaricomycetes; Agaricales; Schizophyllaceae. Bases 374 to 1984 code for a protein of 536 amino acids. The transcript has 9 exons.
CGAAUAAAAGUGAUGAGGGUUGGUGAUGGGGGCGGGCCGAACCUUCGCGGACCGAGUGCGAGCGGGCGGGUGCCGCACGCGCGCCAGACGAUGGAAACGACGACUGCUCCCUCCCAACAUCGUUCUCCAUCGUCGACCCCGCCGCGCCUCGAUGACUGGAUCGAUUCCGGGCGCGCCGGCGAAGAGACCGCAUACCCGCUAGUCUGGGUCGCGGGGCAGGCGGAGCGGGCCCACAGUUUUGGGUCGCCCGCUCUUUCUUCCUCCGAGUCCUCGCGCGCACUCGCGCCCCUCUAGCCGCUGUCCCGCAAGCUCGGGGCCGCCGGACUCGACGUUUUCCACGGUGGCGAGCACUGCCGGCGCCGGAGAUCGCGAUAUGAUCCAGAGGACGACGGACCCGGCGGCGGGCAGCAGUACGAGCGGCCCCCCGACCAACUCGCUCUCCUGGGGGUCGCGGCACAAUGGAAAGCUGUACACGCUCGAGGUCGUCCAGCACCCAAUACGCGCCCGCAUGUGCGGCUUUGGCGACAAGGACCGCCGGCCUCUCGCCCCCGCUGCUGUCGCCACGAUGAACGUGUAUCGCGAAGACAAUACGCAGGUCGAGGUCGACGACAUCGACUGCUCCUUCUUCCUCGUCACAGUCGAUCUCUGGUCUGAGGACGGCAAGCAGGAGAUGAAUCUUGUCCUCCAUCCCAAUGCUGCCCAGGAUCGUGGCCCCCCGAUGCCCGCCAAGCCGAGGCGCCCGACGAACCCCCCACCGCCAUCCAACACACACGGCUCACCACCGGCACCGGCAAUCCCAUUCCCCUCCUAUGGCCCGCCUACCCCGUACUACCCGCCCUGGUCAGCCCCUGCUUCUGAUCGCAGCCCAAGUUCUGCCUCUGCCGUGCUGCCCUCGAUCAGCACAUCGUUCGGUCGUGCACCCGGGCCCUCAUCAGCGACGCCUUAUGGCCCGCAGUACGGCCCCCCGUCGGCGUCGAGCUACGGUCCGCCCUCAGCAUCAGCGUAUGGCCCGCCCUCAGCGUCUGCCUACGGUCCCCCUUCAGCCUCCGCCUAUGGCCCUCCCUCCGCCUCUACAUACGGCCCGUCCUCGGCGUCCGCAUAUGGCCCACCGUCUUCAGCAAGCUACGGCCCUCCUACCUCAUCCUAUGCCUCCUCCUACCCUCCCUAUCAUUACGGCCCGCCCCCGCCGCCCUUCGGCAACUAUGGUUCCACGUCGAAUUUCGAUCAUUCCCAGCCUGUCACUUCGUCCGUUGACCAGGAGACAAAUUCGCCUGUUGUCACUACGACCGCGCGCGACGAUGAUCAGCGGGAGGGCGAGGCCUCGACCUCUGCUGCCGGUAACCCGAGAGCAGAUCCCUCGAAUUCUGGCGCCCCAUCAACCAGCCCGACGGCCUCGACGAUGGGCAGGCGCGAGUCGCGGGGGCGCCGGCGUCGUCGCGAGGAGCGCGAAGGCCCCGAUGGCGGCCCUGACCUGCGGGAACCCAUCGAGCCGGGCAGCACGAAGGCCAGGGAGGAAGAGGACGCAAGGACGGGCACGGAGAAGGGUGACCCCAAGGACAAGUCCGAUGCACAGCGUGCCACGUACACUCGUACGCUCGUUGGCCCACUUUCCUCGAAUGCAACAAGAUUAUUGGACGAGCAUAGGAAGCCCGGCAUAUUCUUUCUAUUCCAGGACUUGAGUGUCAGGACGGAGGGUACCUUUCGCCUUCGCCUCCGCCUUAUGAACGUCGGUGCGCCGCCUGCGCCCGAGCCCGGCGCGGCGGGCGUACAUACCGGCGUCAGCCCCGUCCUCGCGCAGGUCUUCACGAAGCCGUUCACGGUCUUCUCGGCGAAGCGAUUUCCUGGGGUGCCGGACACGACGGCCCUCUCGAUUGCGUUCAACCAGCAGAACAUGAAGCUUCCGUUGCGCAAUCGACAUGGGUCGGGUAGCAAGCGCAGGCGGCGAGGUGCUGGUGGCGGGUCGGACGACGAGGAGUCGGACUAACACGAGGAGAUGAGGCUGUGAUGUUGAAGGCUCAGCCUCUUAGAGACGUAGCAGGCAGGAGGAAGAUGAGUGAUUCGAGCACCACCAUUACGACGGCGUGGGGAUGUUGAGUAUGAGGUGCGUAGGCGUUGGGAAGGCGGAAGGGGAGUACCGGUCUGCCUUUUGAUUAGUCCUCGCUAUAUUGUCGAGGUAUGAAGGUGAGGAGAUGGACGUUCGUUUGUAUAUAAUCGUAUAAAUUUACUACAGCCUGCUAUCGAUUCCUGUUACAUACUUCAAGCACCGACUCCCUAUUUUUUGUUUAUAUAUUGGAUUUCGGCGCGUGGUGAAGCAU